Messenger RNA from Abrus precatorius (Indian licorice), 3823 nucleotides. RefSeq names its product serine/threonine-protein kinase D6PKL1-like. The record is from RefSeq and is a predicted model, not a curated record. Gene Ontology annotation, molecular function: ATP binding; protein serine/threonine kinase activity. NCBI's taxonomy places the organism in Eukaryota, Viridiplantae, Streptophyta, Magnoliopsida, Fabales, Fabaceae. The transcript has 3 exons. Gene Ontology annotation, cellular component: cytoplasm; nucleus; plasma membrane. Bases 956 to 3445 code for a protein of 829 amino acids. Gene Ontology annotation, biological process: protein phosphorylation.
GUAGUUGUACUUUGUACUGCUGUUUCUAUUCCUCACACACACCUGAAUUUUCCGCCAUUACAGUUACAUCGCUCGUUCUCUUUUCCUUAUUAUCAUUUUCAUUGGGCUUGCUUAGUUGUUUGUCAAUUUAAAUUUAUAUGUUCAUGUUCUAACGUAAAAAUAUAUAUGUUUAUAAUUAGUUUAAACACAUGUAAUAUCUAGUUCUAUGCAGCACAAAUAGUACUACUUCUCUCUCUCUUUAUGUUGUCUUUAUUUCAAUUUCAAUCUCUUUCCUCAUUCAUUCCCUCUCAACCACCUCCACCUUUCUCUCCAUCUCUAUUUCCCACAAAGUCUUCGGUGAUAUUUUCACCAUAAAGUGUUUUCCUUUUUGCUUCUCCGUCCAACCUGUGUUCUGGGCUUUUGAUCUUCUUUCAGGUGAUGUUUCUGUUCUGUCAAACUUUACCCAACUUGAUCACUCUUCUUUGUUCAGAUUUUCUUCCAUCUCUCCUGUUCAUUUUGUUAUCACUUUUCUUGUUGGCAUGGUCGCUAAAUUAACUUUGAUUUGGAAGUUUAGUCAUGAAGUUCAUAUAUAUAAAUAUAUUUUCAGUUUGGCCUCCUUACUAUUUUCAAGCUUGACAUUAAUUAUAAUCCAAGGCACUUUUUUGGUUUCAGUUUUGUUUUCUAUUCCUUCACUUAAUCGUUGAAUUUCGUUUACUCCAUCAGGCUCUAAAACCAAGAAUGCUUCUGUACAAUUGUCACUAAUCCAAAUGCUCGAUAAGUCAGGUCUGAGUGCUUCAUUUUGUCUUCAAUAAAGGGAUUCAAGUCAAGAGAUCAAUUCUUAAGAGAACUAUGAUUGAAGAGAUACGUGGGGGAUGCCCAGUGUGGUUUGUGACUUGCCUGCUAUUUUCUCUUUGUGACUCAUCUUUAGAAUCGGGCUGAUAUAGUUUCCUGGCCUCAUCAAAUACAUCCAGCGAAUAUGUAUAACUCAUUCAAUGCCAGUACGUGUGAGAUAGUGGAAGCUAGGGAAGAGAUCAUUUCUGAGUUCAAAAUAGAUGAAAGGCCUGAGAGUAGUUGUGCUCACAAAUCAGGAAAAAAGUGUAGUAUAGAGGAUGAUAUCAAUAAUCUUUUCCAGGCAAUUUAUAUUAAAAAUUCAAGUAGAGGUCUUAAUACACCAUAUUCACACAAGAGAGCUCCUAAAAAGCUCAUAAAAGUCAAUCCAUCACAGCCAUCAGGAAUUGGCUUCUCAGAACCUGUAAGUUUGAAGCAAGCAUUUAGAGGGUUGUGCAUCUCACAGGCAUCAGAAAUGGCUGCAUUGAAGAGACUAUCAAAGCCGUCCAAUUCAUCAAGGAUAUCAGAGGCUCGAACCAUAAAAAAGUUGUAUAUAGCAGAAGUAGAUGAACGGCAAGGGGAAUCGGUGGAAUGCUCUCUUGUGCCAGUGAUAUCAAGUUCAACUUCAAGUGCUCAUCAGUCUACUCCCUUUGUUGAUGCAACAAACCCAAAAACAUUGCCAGCUAAGUUAGCAUCCCGAAAUCAAGUUGUCCCUCUUCCAUCAGAGAUUCAGGGUGAGAAGCUAGUCACGAGGCUUGAAAAUGAGCUACAAGCAAAUUCAUCAUCAGUUGCCUACCCUAGUAAUGAAGUGCCUGAGGUGGAGAUUAGACUCAAAACGCUUCCUUCUUCCUCCACCAAUGAUUCUCUUAGUUCUUCAGUGCCAGAUAAGGGGAUGGAAGCGAAGCUAAUUUCUCCACCUAGUUCUGGCACGGUUAAUGGAGUGGAUAAGCCCACAAGUAGUAAUGCUGAUGCAUCUUUGACAAAGCCAAUAUUUAAGGACAAGAACUUUAUUACCAAGAAAGUGAAGCAAGAUUUACGUCCAAGCUGCUCUACUUCAUGUACCAGAAAAGAUGGCAAUGAAUUGGCUUCUAGUACCGGUAAAUGGAACAAGGUGACUGAAAAUUCUGAAUUAAAGGAUGAAAUGAAAGAAAACGAGAAACUGUCCUGCAGCCAUUCAAACCAUAACAUUGAAGUUGACUCAGUUAAUACAGGCAUGGAUUCAAGUAAACCUGGUUUCUGUUUGACUGGCAAUAAGAGAAAUAAGUUUGUAGUGACAAAGUUUGAUGAGAAAUCAAGAUCAAGGGAAAAGGGUGAAUUUUCCCAAAUUUCAGAAAGUGGCAUUGGUGACUAUGGUAGUAGUACAAGCAUCAGUGGGGAGAGCAAUCUAAUUGGUUCUAGAUGCAGUGGCCACAGGCCUCACAUGUCAAAACACAUGAGAUGGGAAGCAGUUCAUGUUGUUCAGCAGCAGUAUGGUAAUUUAAGUUUGAGGCACUUCAAGCUUCUCAGAAAGCUUGGUUGUGGGGACAUUGGAACUGUUUAUCUUGCCGAACUAAUUGGCACAAAUUGCCUUUUUGCUAUAAAAGUGGUGGAGAAGGAAAUUUUGGUAACCCGGAAGAAAAUGUUCAGGUCCCAAAUUGAAAGAGAGAUCCUGCAGAUGCUAGAUCAUCCGUUUCUUCCUACACUUUAUGCCCAUAUUGCAACAGAUAAUCUCUCUUGCUUGGUUAUGGAGUAUUGUCCAGGUGGAGAUCUUCAUGUGCUGCGCCAGAGGCAACCGUAUCAGAGCUUCUCAGAGCAAGCAACCAGGUUUUAUGUAGCUGAAGUUCUCCUUGCCCUGGAGUAUUUGCACAUGCUAGGAGUUGUGUAUCGAGACCUGAAGCCUGAAAAUAUCCUGGUUAGAGAAGAUGGGCACAUUAUGCUUACGGAUUUUGACCUGUCACUAAGAUGUUCUGUCAAUCCUAUGUUAGUGAAGUCAUAUUCACCAGAUGCGGAUCCAACAAAGAACAUGUUCAGUUCCUGUUCUGAGGCUAGCUGCAUGCACCCUUUCUGUCUUCAACCAAAUUGGCAAGUUUCCUGCUUUACUCCUAUUCUAUUAUCAGCUGGAGCUAAAUCUCGAAAUAUUAAGGCUGAUAUAGCUGCUCAGGUUGGUCCACUGCCACAGCUUGUAGUGGAGCCUACCAGUGCUCGUUCAAACUCAUUUGUUGGAACCUAUGAAUACCUUGCUCCAGAAAUCAUAAAAGGCCAGGGUCAUGGGAGUUCUGUAGAUUGGUGGACUUUAGGUGUAUUUUUGUUUGAGCUUUUAUAUGGUAAGACUCCCUUCAAGGGCCCUACAAAUGAAGAUACAUUAGCCAAUGUUGUUUCUCAGAGCCUUAAGUUUCCAAUUACUCCUAUAAUCAGCUUUCGAGCAAGAGAUUUGAUCAGAAGAUUGUUGAUAAAAGAUCCUGAAGGUCGAUUAGGCUCUGUAAAAGGAGCUGCUGAAAUAAAGCAGCAUUCCUUCUUUGAAGGCCUCAACUGGGCUCUUAUACGGUGUGCAGCACCACCCCAACUCCCCAAAUUUCGUGUUCAAUCCAUGGCUUCACACAAGGAGAAUGCCAAUGAUUUAAAAGAUACAGAAGGUUGUGAAGAGUUUGACCUGUUUUAGUUAGAAUUGGUUGCUAAAACUGUUGUCAUCCGUGUGACACGCCUAGUUUGAGUGUGUUUGCUGUUUAUAUUUCCUGUUUUCAAUACUCAUUAUGAAAAUGAUGCUUUAUUUUCAUUUUGUUUUCUGUUUUCAAGACUUGUACAGCUGGUUUCUUAUUUUCAGUACAAAUCUUUGAAAAUAGAAAAUAUAAUGAAAAUGAAGUAAUACUUUUGUAAUCAUGAGUGAGAGAAGGGAAAAUAAAAAUGUAUUUUCAAACCAAACAGGCUCUUAAUAUAUAGCUUCAAGCUUCUAACGUAAAUGUAACUCUAAUAUAGUGACAAAUAGAUAAAUUUAUGUUUAUAAAUCCAUGAAGGAAAAUUGGAGAUUUUGUUUGUUUGU